Messenger RNA from Lolium rigidum, 1413 nucleotides. Its product is annotated as cupincin-like. The record is from RefSeq and is a predicted model, not a curated record. The coding region runs from base 1 to 1413 and encodes 470 amino acids. Lineage: Eukaryota; Viridiplantae; Streptophyta; Magnoliopsida; Poales; Poaceae. The transcript is spliced from 4 exons.
AUGAAGACAUCAGUAGCAACAUCGCCAUUGCUAGCGCUAGCCCUCGUCCUCUCCCUCUGCCUCUCCCUCUCGUUCGCGUCGAGGGAAGAGGUAGGAUGGAGAAGGGGAGAAGAAGGAGGACGUGAGGAAUGGGGAAAAGGGCAAUCCUCCAGCGAGGGUGGCCGGCCGUACCACUUCGGGGAGGAGAGCUUCCGUGAAUGGGCGCGCACGCGCCACGGCCACUUCAAGGUGCUGGAGCGGUUCGACGACGAGCUCCUGCGCGGCUCCGUCGGCGACUACCGCGUGGCGUGCCUGGACGCAGCGCCGCGCGCGUUCCUGCAGCCCAGCCACUACGACGCCGACGAGAUCUUCUACGUGAAGGAAGGCGAGGGCGUGCUGGUGGUGCUGAGGAAUGGGAGGCGGGAGUCGUUCUGCGUGAGGGAGGGCGACGUGAUGGUAAUCCCGGCGGGAUCCAUCGUGUACUCCGCCAACACCCACCGGUCCAGGUGGUUCCGCGUCGUCAUGCUCCUCAACCCCGUCGCCACGCCCGGCCGCUUCGAGGAGUUCUUCCCGAUUGGAGGCCAGGGCAUGGAGUCAUUCUUCAGAGCCUUCAGCGACGAGGUUCUCCAGGCGGCAUUCAACAGUCGGCGGGAGGAGUUGGAGAGCAUGCGAGGGCAGAGCAAGGGGGAGAUAUGGCAGGCGUCGGAGGAGCAGAUCCGGGAGCUGAGCAGGUCGUGCUCCAGGGGAGGACGCGGCGGCGGCGGCUCAGGUUCUUCCAAGGAGGAGGAGAUCAAGCCGAGGAGCCUCCCCUCCCAGAAGCCCCUCUACUCGAACAAGCACGGCAGGAUGCACAUGAUCACCGGCGACGAGUGCCGCCACCUCCGCGACCUCGACAUGGAAGUCGGCAUCGCCAACAUCACCCGCGGGUCGAUGUUGGCGCCGAGAUACACCACCCGCGCGACCAAGAUCGCCGUGGUCGUGGAGGGGAGCGGCUACUUCGAGAUGGCAUGCCCGCACAAGACCGACUCCAGCGGCCGGUCGGAGCGCCGGGAGCGCAGUGAGCACGGCAGAGAGGAGGAGGAGGAGCAGGAGCAGGAGCAGAAGAAAUCGAGAGGCUAUAGGCAGGUGAGGGCCCAGAUCAAGGAGGGGUCGGUGAUCGUGCUCCCGGCCGGCCACCCGGCGACGUUCGUGGCCGGGAACGAGGGGAACCUGGCCGUGAUCUGCUUCGGCGUGGGCUCCAGCAACGACGAGGAGGUGUUCCUGACGGGCGGGAACAGCCUGCUGAAGCAGCUGGACGCACCGGCCAAGACGAUCCUGUUCGGCGAACAGGGGAGGGAGGCGGCGGACAGGGUCAUCGGCGCACAGACGGAGUCCGUGUUCCUCCGCGGCCCGCAACAGCAGCACCAGCACGGCGGCGGCGUCUCCGACAUGUGA